Messenger RNA from Elephantulus edwardii (Cape elephant shrew), 1293 nucleotides. It is a transcript of the gene VWA1, whose product is annotated as von Willebrand factor A domain containing 1. The transcript is spliced from 4 exons. The record is from RefSeq and is a predicted model, not a curated record. The coding region runs from base 1 to 1293 and encodes 430 amino acids. Gene Ontology annotation, molecular function: protein binding. Lineage: Eukaryota; Metazoa; Chordata; Mammalia; Macroscelidea; Macroscelididae.
AUGCUUGCCUGGACCACGCUCAGCUUGGCCCUGAGCUUCCGGCUGGUGCUGGCGCAGAUCCGAGAGGAGCACGGACCUCCUGUGUCAUCCCCUCAGGGGGACCUGUUGUUCCUGCUGGACAGCUCGGCCAGUGUGUCUCACUACGAGUUCUCCCGGGUUCGGGAGUUCCUGGGUCAUCUGGUAGCUCCUCUGCCCCUGGACCCUGGGGCCCUGCAGGCCAGCCUGGUGCAUGUGGGCAGCCAGCCAUACACCGAGUUCCGCUUUGACCAGCACAGCUCCAGUGCAAUGGUCCAGGAUGCCAUCCGGGCUGCCACCCAGCGCAUGGGUGAUACCAACACUGGCCUAGCCUUGUCCUACGCUAAGGAGCAGCUGUUUGACACAGCCACUGGCGCCCGAGUGGGUGUGCCCAAAGUUCUGGUGUGGGUGACAGAUGGCAGUUCCAGCGACCCCGUGGGGCCUCCCAUGCAGGAGCUCAAGGACCUGGGUGUCACCGUCUUCAUCAUCAGCACCGGCCAUGGCAACUUUCUGGAGCUGUCGGAGGCUGCCUCGGCCCCUCCUGAGAAGCACCUGCACUUUGUGGACGUCGAUGACCUGCACAUCAUUGCUCAGGAGCUGCGAGGCUCCAUUCUGGACGCUAUGCAGCCGCAGCAGCAGCUCCGCGCCACUGAGGUCACGUCCAGUGGCUUCCGCCUGGCCUGGCCGCCCCUGCUGACCGCCAACUCUGGCUACUACGUGCUGGAACUAACGACCAGUGCCAAGCCUGGGGUGAUGCAUCGCCAACAGCUGCCGGGGAACACCACUGGCUGGGCCUGGACCGGGUUGGAGCCCGACACAGACUAUGACGUGGCGCUGGUGCCCGAGUCCAACGAGCGCCUCUUGGGGCCGCAGCACCUGCAAGUGCGCACGCUGCCUGGUGAGGUGGGGCCCAGGCCGCGAACGGAAGGGUGGGGGCUCCGGGAGGAGGCGGGGCCAGAGCGCAUCGUCAUCUCUCACUGCAAGCCGCGAAGCUUGCGCGUGAGCUGGGCCCCCACUUUGGGCCCGGCCGCCGCGCUCGGCUACCACGUGCUGUACGGGCCGCUGCAGGGCGGCGCGGCGCAGCGCGUGGAGGUGCCCGCGGGCCACAACAGCACCCUACUGCAGGGCCUGGCGCCGAGCACCGACUACCUGGUGACGGUGACAGCUGCCUUCCGUUCGGGCCGGGAGCGCUCACUGUCUGCUAAAGCCUGCACGUCUCCUGGGGGGGAGCGCAGCCGUGCCCCGCUCCCCCCCAAAGCCGGGGCCCGUGGCCCGUGA